Messenger RNA from Colletotrichum orchidophilum, 585 nucleotides. RefSeq lists its product as uncharacterized. Bases 1 to 585 code for a protein of 194 amino acids. Lineage: Eukaryota; Fungi; Ascomycota; Sordariomycetes; Glomerellales; Glomerellaceae. The record is from RefSeq and is a predicted model, not a curated record. The transcript is spliced from 2 exons.
AUGUCCUCCGAGCCUUUCCAGCUCGAAAGACACAUUCGCGAACUGCUGAUCCAGGUCUACCACCGCCCCGAAGUGUAUGAUUGGAAUGACGUUCAAAUAGCCACGUUGAGUGCUCUCGGGGAUAUCACCGCCGACCUCUGUCAGCAGCAGGCGGAGAGAGAGUUGGAAGAUGAACGCAUGCAAAUUGACCAACCAGAAGGCGCCCAGAAUUCAGAGUUGGAAGAGGAUUCGGAUUCGGAUGACUCUAGCCGACCCGAGAACGAUCAUAACCCCGAGGGCGGCUCGUCUACUACCUCUGGCUCCACCUCCUCACGAGAGUCUAAAACAAGCUCGGGUUCCGAGCCCAGUUACAGGCCUCGCAACGGUCAAGGAGGUAAGAAGGCCAGACCCCCUGCCGGCGGAAAGGUGCUGAAUGGCCGUGUCCUGAGCCUCGAGGAACGUCGUGUGUGGCGAUGCGCAUUAGGAUGCAACAAGGGAUAUACGACAAAGGGUCGCCUUACCACGCAUUACAGAGACGAGCAUGUCGGAUGGAGGGACAUGGGGCUGCCUCCCGGCCAAUCCCUUUAUCCUCCCGGUCUGAAAUAA